This is a messenger RNA of Myotis lucifugus (little brown bat), 1026 nucleotides long. It is a transcript of the gene EFCAB2, whose product is annotated as EF-hand calcium binding domain 2. NCBI's taxonomy places the organism in Eukaryota, Metazoa, Chordata, Mammalia, Chiroptera, Vespertilionidae. Gene Ontology annotation, molecular function: calcium ion binding. The record is from RefSeq and is a predicted model, not a curated record. The transcript is spliced from 7 exons. The coding region runs from base 1 to 726 and encodes 241 amino acids.
AUGGUGAGGGCCCCGUUCACGCUGGCGCUGCUCAGACUCGCUCCUCCUCGGCACUGGCGGCGGCUGCUCCUCGGCGCGGGUGGCGGCUGCGGCUGGACGUGGGUUCCUGCUGCAGAGCGGACCCGCCUGGUGUCGAACGGCGCCAAUUCCUUUCACGGAGUUCGCGAGAGAGACGCCGAGACUCGCCUGGCGCGAGCGAGCACGCAACGUCGUCUCGCCGCGGCGCCGCGCGAAUAUAGCGGCCCCGCCCCCGCGCCGGCCGAGUUAGUAGUAGCAGACUUGCAAAGAAAAGUCAGAGAGGCGUUUGAAGUGUUUGACCAUGAGCUGAAUAAUACAGUGGAUGUGAGAGAGAUCGGCACCAUCAUCAGGUCCCUGGGAUGCUGCCCGAACGAAGGGGAGCUGCAUGAUCUGAUUGCAGAGGUAGAGGAAGAAGAACCCACUGGAUACAUUCGAUUUGAAAAGUUUCUUCCAGUGAUGACCAAUAUACUAGUGGAAAAAAGAUACAGACCAAUUCCAGAAGAAAUCCUUCUUCAAGCUUUUGAGGUAUUAGAUCCAACUAAACGUGGAUAUCUUUCUAAGGAAGAACUGAUCAAGUAUAUGACUGAAGAAGGUGAGCCCUUUUCUCAGGAGGAAAUGGAAGAAAUGCUGUCUGCUGCAAUUGGCCCAGAAUCGAAUUUCAUUCAUUACAGGGACUACAUAACCAUGAUGGUGAUAGAUGAAAAUUAAACACUCAGAAGGCUCACUUUCUAAUUGAAAGGAUAAUUUUUAAAAAUUGCUUAUCUUUGUUCAUUUCACAUCAUAUCUUACAAUUCCCUAAUAUGCUAGUCAAUUUCUCAUGACAACUAUUUCAAGAUAUUCUAUUUUUUAAAAGAUGAUCAUAACAGUUUAAAACAAGUUUAUUUGGUAUGUCUUGCAUUGUGGGAUGACAAAUUGCUAAUUAUUUAAAAACUAUUCUUAAAACACUUUAACAUUAUCCAUGGAUGGUUGUUAAUUUUCUGCAAUAAAAUCUAGGUUACCUUCCAAUGA